AACCGGAAGCCACAUGUUCAGCCAGCAGAUCGCACCGAAGCAGCGAGAAAGCACUCGGCGUUGGCACAGCAAAGCUCCGCGUAACACUGCUUCGACUCAACAGUUCUUGUUUCGUUGCGCCCCGGGACAUUUGUCAGAAUGUCGUCGUUCAGGAAAGCGUUGAAAUCCAAACAGAGAAACCACCAUGAAAGAUCUCAGCCUCAAUUCAGGAAACAUUUGGGAUUGCUGGAGAAGAAGAAAGACUACAAACUCCGUGCAGAUGAUUACCACAAGAAAAAGAACACCCUUGCUGCUCUGCAGAAGAAAGCUAUGGAAAAGAACCCAGAUGAGUUUUACUACAACAUGAUCAACUCUAAGCUGGAGGAUGGAGUUCACAAAAUGAAAACAACGAACGAGGUAGUUGAGAUGACAGAGGAGCAGAAGAAAGUGAUGAGGACGCAAGAUAUUAAAUAUGUGGAGAUGAAGAGAGUUGCAGAGGCUAUGAAAAUUCAGAGGAUGAAAGGUGUGCUGCAUCUUCUGGAUGCAGACAGCAAACAAAAAACCAAGCAUACGUUUUUUGUGGAUUCUAAGGCGGAAGUGCAGUCGUUUGACCUGGCGACCCACCUGAACACGGCUCCAGAGCUGGUGGACAGAAGGUUCAACAGACCUACUCUGAAAACUCUGGAGACCAAGAGCAUCCAGGGAGCUGUACAGCCUCAACAUGUGAAGAAGUUGACCAAGCAGAGAAAUCACCAGUAUAGGAUCCUUUCCCAGCGGAUUGACAGAGAAAAGAAGAUGUUUGUAAUCAGCCAGAAGAUUCAGACCCGAAAGGACUUGCAGGACAAGAGAAAUAAAGUGAAGGUAAAAAAGGAGACGCCAAAUUCUGCAGCUAUCUACAAGUUUGAGGUCAAGAGGAAGCGCUGAGAGGAGAGUCACUGUGAGCACAAGAAAUCACCAUCUUUCCCAAUGACACAAUGGACUUUUAGAUCACAACACAACCGGCGUACGUGGGAUAUUUUUCCUUCCCUCAAAUGUUUGUUUGCGAUGCAGUUUUGUACAUUGUUCUAGACAACUUUGAAUAAAUAUCAGAACAAAAUAUCCAUGUGACUGGUUGACUUCCACCAGGAUUGUGGCAGUAGAUCGUAUUCUGUUCCGUACCAGUAGGUGGCAUUAGUAUUCUUCAUCAGAAUAUUUGGAGGGUGAGAAAAAGAAUAAAAAAUUGAGAUUGAAAUCA
Molecule: messenger RNA, 1213 nt
Organism: Pungitius pungitius (ninespine stickleback)
Lineage: Eukaryota; Metazoa; Chordata; Actinopteri; Perciformes; Gasterosteidae
Gene: utp11
Product: UTP11 small subunit processome component
Exons: 8
Coding region: 139-903 (254 amino acids)
Biological process (GO): rRNA processing
Cellular component (GO): nucleolus; small-subunit processome
Source: RefSeq, a predicted model, not a curated record